This is a messenger RNA of Rattus norvegicus (Norway rat), 5849 nucleotides long. Lineage: Eukaryota; Metazoa; Chordata; Mammalia; Rodentia; Muridae. The record is from RefSeq and is a predicted model, not a curated record.
GUGAGGGGGGGGGGACAUGCAUGACAUACACCUGACUAACAAAGCAGGGUGAUAGCUGGUGGCCAGAGUGGCAGGAGCAGGUCACAGCAGGCCUUCUGCCAUGUUAAGGAAUCAGAGUUUUCUUCUGAAACUGACAUGCAGAAAUGGAAGGACUGUAAGUGGUAGUGACAAGAUAUAGCCUCCCCUGCAGACAGUGCUCAUAUGACACUUCUGGGAGGAAACUUAGCUCAGGUCGUAGUGGAAAGCAGCCACUGACCUCUAGAGGAGUCCAGCGGGAUUUGAAGCUCUUGGAGGGAGGGAAUUAGGUUGGAGAAAAUUGGGAGUCACCUGGGGCAACUUCACCAACCCUACAAAUACCAUUAUGUGCUGCCUGUGAUCCCCAAGUUCAACUAAUUCUUCUGCUCCAGGAAACACUGAUUUUGGAAAGAGCAGAGGUCAGGAGGUUGAGGGGAAGGAAGCGGGUGUCCGAAUACGUGUUGUCUCUGGGUGCCUUCUGCCUACAACUGCAUUUGCUCAGAACUUCUAGGUAGGCAUUUCUAGUUGGCAUAGAAAAUAGAGAUGGGGAGAAAGUCUUGUUUUUAGGUAAACACACCCUCUACCCACCCACUCAGGCUGCUGGGUCAGCAAGGCCGUGGACAUGAUCACGUGAGGCUUUUAACAGCCAUGACAUCAGCCGGCUCGCUACUGCCACAGCUUCCAGGUCUCAGAAACCGAGGCAGGGGGACCGCUCCUAACCGAUACCUUCUCCUCUCUGCUUCUCUGAGUAGCUGCUUCCAUUUCUAGUGGAUGCUGCCUCCAUGACCUGAAGUGGGACAGGCCACAGAUCUCAGGUCCGCCCUAAGGUUCACUAUCCUGAAGUAGACUGGGUUAAGCUGAGGCCACUCUGGCCCAGGCUGGGCUCAUGGUUCCAGUCCAAUACCCUAACUCUUGCUCCAUAGUGCCUGUCUAGGUUCCCUUCUAAAUCAAACCUUCUCAGAGUGUGUGUGCACACGCGCAUGUGAGCGUGCACGCCCAUGGGUGCAACCGCCAUGGAGGCCAGAAGAGGAUGCUGGAUCCCCUGACCUACAUGGAUGCUAGGAACCAAACUCUAUUCCUCUGGAAGAGCAGCCACUCUUAGCCCCUCUUAACCUAGCCCUCUCCCCAGACCCCACGGCAGUUCUUUUCUGUUCACUCAGUGUGCUUCCAGCUUCCCAAGUAUCACUUUCGAUUCUGCAACUGGGUGACAAAGCCUUUCUCCCCCUAGAAACCAGAUGGCAGCAAUACUUAAAACACAGGUGAUUUACCCAAAUACCUCCUGUGCCUCUGUCAAGCCUCACGGCCCCAAUCCCAGCUCCUUUCCUAGGGCUGAAAUGGAGUCAACUCAGAUGGACUGUGUGGAUUGUGGCCAUCAACUUUGUGUCGUUCUAGCUCUGUUCACCGAGCAGAACGGGAUGGAGACGUGUGUUAUAUGUGCCUUGGUGGGCCUGUGGAGGUCAGAGGCCAACUUCCAAGGGUUGGUCCUGUUUGUCUUUGCUCACUACAAACAUCCCAGUUAAAGGCUUCAAGGCAUUCAAGGAGACGCUGAAACACAGGCACACGUGAGAGAUCUGGCUGAGACUGGGGCCUGAGUGAAGACCAGCGAAUGUAGGUGCUGCAAAGACGGGCAGGCAGGGGCUGUUCAUGGAGGCUCUUGAAGGCCACAUGAGGAAGCUGCUUGGAACUCUGUGGGCAACAGAGAGGCAUCCAAAGCUUAUGGAGUGGGGAGCCAUGGACCCUGACCUGUCUUUAAGAAAGGUUGGUAGCGGGUACUGGAGAGAUGGCUCAGCGGUUAAGAGCACUGACUACUUUUCCAGAUGUGAAGAGGAGGGAGGCCUUGAGCUACAGUAGAAGUAGAGGUAAAGUCCCCCACUAAGUAGGGGACAGACAGCCAUAAGGGGGCCUUAGGAGGACACUGCAGUGUGGGGAUGUGAUGACUGCAGCCCCUUUCUUGGAGUCUCCUUUGAUUUGUAGUUUGGGAGAAAUAUAUCAAAGAUCUCCAGUUUUUUCAGGGCCAAAGAGAAGAUGUGAAGUCUGGGACUCUGAGGUUCUCGGCCUAAGUUCUCCUUGCCUUUUCCCACUUCUCUUUUGAUUUUUCUGGGUUUACCCCAGGUUGUGAAAUUCACAAACAACACAUUUUUUGUCCCCUCCCUCUUCCUGCUGGAGCUGCUGUUUUCCUCGUGACCCACAAAACCCACUGUUGAGUCUGCCUGCUGCUAGAGCCUGUGCGGACAGCCCCUCAGAAGUCUGAGGCAGUAGGAUUACUGGAGUUUAGGAGUUUAUAAGCCAGUCAGAGUGACAGAUCCUAUAUCCAGGUCCUCUGAAAAAAACAAACAAUAAACAAACAAACCAAUCAACAAAUAAAAAGACUGUUUCUCCUUCUGCUGAGAGAGACUGACUGGUUUAUAUUGUAAGAGAGAACCUCACUAUGUAGCCCGGGCUGGGUGUUUACUGUUUUGCUUCUUUUGGGAGGGAGAAGGGGCCUGGAAGUCACUUUGUAGACCAGGCUUGACUUGAACUCAGAGAUCCACUUGCUUCCGUCUGUCUCCCAAGUACUGGGAUUACAGAUGUGUGCCACCACUUUGAAGUUUCCCAGGCUGGUUUUUAACUCAGGAUCUCCUCAGCUCGACCUCCCCAGGACUGGAAUUAAAGUGUAUGCCAUGACCUCUGACUCCUCUAUGUGGCCUUUUGCCUGGGACCCCUGUGUACAGUCACUGGCCAGAGGAUCUAGUCUUCAGGGUUCAAACAUUGGCCAACCACCGGAGUGCUCGGAUUGUCAGAGAAUUGCAGAAAAUGACUAGGGGUACCCAUCAGAGACCCAUACUCUUUUCUAGGGGAGCUCCCUUUGAGUGCACCCAGAAAACUCCCUAUUAAUGGAACCACUGGAGACCUGGAGGGUGGAGUGUGCUUUGUGAGCCUGACUGAGGUUUUUUAUUUUUUUAAAUUGGAUUUUUUAAUUUACAUUUUGAAUAAUAUCCGCCCUCAAUGCCCCGCCUGAGGUUUUAAGUUUAUUUUCGACUUCUCUGUGUAGCUCUGCCUGUCCUGGAACUCACUCUAUAGAUCAGACUGGCCUUGAACUCAGAGAUCCACUUGCCCCAGCCUCCUGAGUCCUGGGAUUAAAAGCUCAUGCCACCAUGCCUGGUCAUGGUGAUUUAAAAUUUUAUUUUUAAUAUUUUUAAUUAUAUAUAGGUGUGUGUAUUUGCAUGUGGGCAUGUGCACAAGAGUUCGGGUGUCAGCAGAAGCCAGAGGUGACAAAUUCCCUGGACCCGGAGUUAGUUGUCUGAUGUGACUGCUCCGAACAGAGUUGGGAUCUCUGGAAGAGCAGUAAGUGCUCUAACCACUGACCCAUCGCCUCAGCCAUCAUUAUGAUAUUAGGCAUGUCUAACCAGCGGCCUACAGGCUGCAUGCAACUGCAUGUAGCUAAGGAUAGCUGUGAAUGCCAUCUAACAAAAAAUGGGGGAAAUUACAACAUUAUGUAAUUAGGGGCCAGAGAGAGGGCUCAACAGCUAAAAACAUUUGCUGCUUUUCCAGAGGACCUGAGUUGGGUUUCCAAUAUACAAGCUGGGAUCUGAGGCUAUUGUUUGGUUUCCAACGGUACACAUGUAUUCAAACAUGUAGCAUGUGGCACACGCUCUCUCUCUCUCUCUCUUUCUCUCUCUCUCUCUCUCUCUUUCUCUCUCUCUCUCUCUCUCUCUCUCUCUCUCUCUCUCUCUCUCACACACACACACACACACACACACACACACACACUUCUUAAGGAGCUGGGCUUGGUGGUACACGCCUUUAAUCCCAGCAAUAAGAGAGGCAGAAGUAGGCGGAUCACUGAUGUUGGAGUCCAGUCAGGUCUACAGAGAGGUCUAGGACUGCCAGGGCUACAUAGAGAAACCAUGUCUCGAAAAACAAACAAAAAAUUUAAAAAAAUGUUUAAAAAUUUAUGAAAUUGGUUCGGUAAAACAUUUUGAGGUUUUUGUUGUUGUUUGUUUGUUUGUUUUGUAACUCGGUUGCAGGGUUCUUUAGUCUGAACUUUAUAGAUGAGAACACUGUGUCGCAACAUGAAAAAGUUGGACAGCCCUUGGGGGGUUUUGCCCCAGCGGUGGCUGUUGGGGAGGAAGAGCAGACAUUCCCUUCGCACAUUUCGGACUCUAUUUGCAUCACUAGAGUAGAGCAUUUAGUCCCAACUUCAGUUUUUUUUUUUUUUAAAGAUUUAUUUAUUUAUUAUAUAUAAGUACACUGUAGCUGUCUUCAGACACACCAGAAGAGGGCAUCAGAUCUCUUUACAGAUGGUUGUGAGCCACCAUGUGGUUGCUGGGAAUUGAACUCAUGACCUCUGGAAGAGCAGUCGGGUGCUCUUAACCGCUGAGCCAUCUCUCCAGCCCCCAACUUCAGUUUUAUCAGGGUAAAGAGGACUCUGGGAUUUUCCUUGCACUUUCAAUGCCCUGGACCUUCAUGUGACAUCACUUAGACCCUCCGCACGGGCGGGGAGCUAGCGUCCGGCGGGAAUCCCAGGUCUCGAGGCGUCACUUGGGGAUUCCCACAUCUGAUAGGAGCAGCGGGUCCGGCCCUCCCCCAGGCGGUGCUUUGAAGAUUUGGGGCCAGACUCCAGCCCGGGAGGCUGCUGAGCCCCGCAGGUCCCCAGCUCCGGGAGUGCCAUGGGACAGCUGAUAGCCAAACUGAUGCGAAUUUUUGGGAGCCAGGGUAAGAGGAGCACCGGCCAGCCCAGUGACCUCUUUGAAUCCGCUGUCUUCUGGGGCUCUUGGGAUUUUGGAGUCGUCGGGGAAGACCGACUGGGAACCUUGGGCUGCUAGCGUUGGUUUUGUGCACUCUCAUAGGCUCCGCCGCCUCCUGCCGGCUCUCCUCCCGCGCCCCCUUGACUGCGCCUCAGUGUGCUCGGCGCACAGGGGUGGGAGAACCUUCUGUCCCCAACACCACCUCCCAGCUGAGCUAUGCGCGACCCGGAUGGGCCCCAAAGUCAGUUUCCUGAUACUGUGACUUAGAGCCCAGCAUGCUUCAGACCCUUCAGACAAUCGCCGUCUAGAAAAGUAGAGGGAGGUGGGAUAGGGGUCCUGAGGGGGUGUAGGAGUCCGGUCCGAUGGCAAGUAAAGUGGUCCAGUCUCCGGCAGAGGUCUCCAGCCCGCCAGGAACGCGUUUCCCUGCUUAUCCUAGGAAAGGGAGGAUUGGAGGGAGGCACGCAGAAGGCUGAGAUACGGAGCUUCAGUUCCUUCCUUGUGGUUGGGUUCGGAGAUUGCCGAGAGAUGGGUAGAACCGGGAGAGAAGGCGUCGAUCCAGGCAGGAGCGGAGGGUGAGGAAGAGGCCAGGAUGAGACGCCUACUGGGGACACCCAAGCCGGUGCUCAUCCGGGUUGGUUCUGACCUUACCGUUCCCCUGGAUGCCUCCAGAGCACAAAGUCAUCAUCGUGGGACUGGACAAUGCAGGAAAGACCACCAUUCUCUACCAGUUCUCCUAAAAUUCCAGUGUGGUCCACAGAACUCAUUAGCACUGCAAACCACCAGGCCUCAGAAUCAUAAGCUGCAUCUAGACAAGACUCCCAGUCUGACCAACGAGGUUGUUCAUACCUGUUCCACCAUUGGUAGCAACGUGGAAGAAAUUGUUUUUCAGAGGACCCACUUCCUCAUGUGGGACCUAGGAGGUCAGGAGGCACUGCGCUCCACCUGGGAGACAUACUACUCGAAUGCUGAGAUAGUACUGACCGGAAUCGGCUGUCGACCUCCCGGGAGGAGCUGUAUAAGAUCCUGGCCCAUGAGGCACUUCAGGAUGCCUCAGUGCUGAUCUUCGCCAACAAGCAGGAUGUGAAAGACUCCAUGACCACAGCAGAG